Podospora bellae-mahoneyi is the source of this 897-nucleotide messenger RNA. RefSeq lists its product as uncharacterized. Bases 1 to 897 code for a protein of 298 amino acids. The record is from RefSeq and is a predicted model, not a curated record. The transcript has 3 exons. NCBI's taxonomy places the organism in Eukaryota, Fungi, Ascomycota, Sordariomycetes, Sordariales, Podosporaceae.
AUGCAGCAGGCCCAGCUUGCUGAGCAGCAGCCUCAGCAGUUGGCUCAGAUCCAGGCCGCCCUCGAGGCCCAGCUCCUUGACGGCAUCCCGAUCCUCGGACCCCUCCUUAGCGGCCUUCUCGGUAGUCUUACCGGCGGUGGCGGCGGUGGUGGCGGUCUCCUCGGCGGUCUCCCCAUCGUCGGCGGUCUCGUCGGUGGUGGUGGCGGCGGUGCCGCUCUCCCGCUCCCCCUCCCUCUCUCUUCCACCCCCGCUCCCACUGGGGCUUCUUUCCCCACUGUCCAGGCUACUCCCCAGGACGCCGCCGCUGCCAUACAGAAGCGCAGCGCCGCCUAUGCCCAGAGCGUGGCCAACUACUACGCUGCCCUCAACAGCCAGAUCAACCAGGAGGCUCUCACCCAGCUGUUGACCGACUUCCAGGACAACCUCGAGAAUAUCAAGCACGCCAUGGCUGAGGCUGCCGACAAGACGCCCGAGGAGAAGGCCGAGGCCGUCCGCGCCCCCCUCGAGCAGCUCGACGCGGAUCUCAAGGUCGGUGUUUCCCGUCUCGUCCUCCCCAGUGUUUCCGGUUUGAAUGGUCUCCCCCUCGUCGGUCAAGCCACCACCGGAGUCCUUAGUGGUAGGCCCGGCGGCCCCAUUGGAAUCGUCUCUGGCAUCCUGAAGCUGGUCACUGACCUCCUCACCAGUCUUCUGUCUAGUGGCCCGGUCGGCGGCGGCGGUCUCGGCGGGUUCAUUGGUGGCGGCGGUCUCCUCAACGAGGUGAUUGGGGGCACCGGGAUUGGCGGGACCGUCGGCGGUCUCAUCUUCAACAGCCCCAUCAGCGGUCUGCUCCAGAGCAUCCUCGGCACUGUCGGAAGUGUCCUCCCUGGUUUGAACAGCAUCAUUCCGGUGCAGUUUUGA